Molecule: messenger RNA, 1324 nt
Organism: Bombina bombina (fire-bellied toad)
Lineage: Eukaryota; Metazoa; Chordata; Amphibia; Anura; Bombinatoridae
Product: N-acyl-aromatic-L-amino acid amidohydrolase (carboxylate-forming)
Exons: 8
Coding region: 235-1170 (311 amino acids)
Molecular function (GO): hydrolase activity, acting on ester bonds; aminoacylase activity
Source: RefSeq, a predicted model, not a curated record
UAAUAUUAAAUGUACUCAAGAUUAAAAGGCAUAGAGGAGGCGGGUCUAGAGGAGGUAGCCAGGAAGCUGUUUCUCAGAAUUGUCCUACCCAUGAAACUUCAGUUCUACAUAACAGGAAUAGCAAAUGUCACAAGUCUUAAUCUGCAUUACUAAGAGAGCAGUUACAGUAAAACUUCAGAUUGAAGACUGCUGAUUGCUGAUAUUGGUGCAUCUACCAGGAAAUAUUGCAAAAAUAUGAGCACAUCCACAAUCGGUGUGCCACUUACUAGGGUGGUGGUUAUGGGAGGGACCCAUGGCAAUGAGAUGUCUGGAGUCUGCUUGGUGAAAAAAUGGAUCAAAGAUUCCUCUGAACUAUGUAGAGAAACAUUUAAGGCGGAGCCCUUUCUAGCCAACCCACGUGCUGUAGAAAGAUGUGUUCGUUUUAUAGAUCAAGACCUCAAUCGCUCCUUCUCUAUGGAAAAGCUAAGUGCCUCUGAGUGUGAAAAUGACCCUUAUGAGAUAAAACGAGCAAGAGAAAUUUAUCAGCGAUAUGGACUUAACCUUUCGUCUGCUGAUUUUAUUUUUGACCUCCACAAUACAACUUCUAACAUGGGGACCACGUUACUAUACUGCAAACUGGAUGAUUACCUUGCUUUGCAUAUGGCAAGGUAUUUACAAAUUAACUGUGAUGACGCUUCCCUCCCAUGCCGCAUCUUCUUCAUAGACAUUCCAGAAAAGGAUAAUGUUUAUCUACAGAAUAUUGCAAAACACUCAUUAACAUUAGAGCUAGGACCACAACCUCAAGGAGUUACAAGAGCAGAUAUAUUAAUAAGGAUGAAGAACCUUGUCAACUGUGGUUUAGAUUUUAUUGACGUCUUCAAUCAGGGUAAAGAAUUUCCCAGUUUUGAAACUGAAAUAUACAGAGUAGCAUCUAAAAUGCAUUACCCCCGAGGUGCUGAUGGAGAGAUUCAGGCUUUUAUUCAUCCAAAGCUGCAGGACAACGAUUAUCUUCCUUUGAAUCCUGGAGAUCCAAUGUUCAAAACCAUACAAGGAGAGGAUAUAUUCUAUGAAGGAGAGAAAACUAUAUACCCAGCCUUUAUCAACGAAGCGGCUUAUUACGGAAACAACGUGGCUUUUGUAGUAACUGAAAAAGUCCACUUUACUGUCCCAACACUAAGACUGAAACAUUAGAAAGAAUGUUCUUGCAACCAAAAUAUACCUAAUGAAGUCCAUUAAGCAAUAAUCUUUUUCCUUAUUAUGAAAUACUGAUGAACCAAAUAAUUGACUCUCUUGCAUGCAGUAAAAUGAACAUUUUUACAAAUAUGAAUUAAUUACUAUUGAACAA